CCCCACUUCGGAAGGGGCGGGGUAUCAUGCUCGGCCGUGACGUGGCGAUGGCGGAACUCUACGUGAAACCGGGGAACAAGGCGCGCGGCUGGAACGACCCCCCCCAGUUUUCCUAUGGGCUGCAGAUCCAGUGUGGAGGCCCAAAGCGCCCCCCCCUCACACGCAGGGUCCCCGGCCCGGCAGAUGGAGCCCCCCAAGCCCUGACUCCAGCGAAUUCUGCUCCUCCAGCAGUGCCAGCAGCCUUAGCCUCAAAACCUGUGGGGCCGCCCCCUCUUGCUGUGGUCAGCCCUGCUCUGAGGUCAGACGCUGCAAAGCAGGUUGUGAGCCUGGCUGAGAAGGAGUGCGAGGUGAAGGUAGAAGAUGUUCUAGCCCCUCUGAAUGAGACUCUGAGCAUGUGCAGGAACACCAUGCAGAAACAGGUUUGUGAUGACAUCAGCAGACGCCUCACUGUGCUUCGGGAGCUGUGGCUCCAGGGAAAGCUGUCUGCCCCUGUGAGGAAGAGGAUGAAUAUCCUGGUGCAGGAGCUCCAGCGGCGGCACUGGGACAUGGCUGAUGAAAUCCAUCGCUCGCUCAUGGUGGACUAUGUCAAUGAAGUCAGUCAGUGGAUGGUGGGAAUCAAACGGUUAAUUGCUGAAGCAAGGAACUUGCCUCCUGGAGACUUGGUUGUAAAUGAUGAGCAGGGAGCUGGAGCUCAGCCAGCCGAAGACGCCCUGUGAGCCAGGUGGUGGAGCUCUUGGCCACUGGGAUUAUUUCUCAUUGCUGUAGUGGGAAAAUAGCAAGACUCUUCCAUCCCUGAAGAGUUUCUGGCUUCUCCCAUGUCUCCCUGUCCUGCCUCUGAGUGUCCGAUUCAGGAUCAGCUCUGCACCAAGGAGAGGCUUUCCUACCACCAGUAGAUCUCGGGGCAACUUGCUGCAUAUGAUACUGAAUAAAAAUUAUUGAUCUUC
Molecule: messenger RNA, 944 nt
Organism: Chelonoidis abingdonii (Abingdon island giant tortoise)
Lineage: Eukaryota; Metazoa; Chordata; Testudines; Testudinidae
Gene: SRA1
Product: steroid receptor RNA activator 1
Biological process (GO): regulation of transcription by RNA polymerase II
Cellular component (GO): nucleus
Source: RefSeq, a predicted model, not a curated record